AGCUCGCAGUCUCGCACACACAUUAGAGCAUUUGCGACAAUUGCGUAUGUACCUAUACGUGUGUAAAAUAGUAGAUAAUCUUUUUAAUUUAUUAUACCUACUGUAGACUAGCCUAUAAUUAUUUAACAGUGAGGGUGUUUGCGCGUGCGCGUUCGAAGCCCGGUUCGUCGGGACGACGUAAUUGUAGUACGGAACGUCGCGAACUCGCGAUAAUUCGCAUUGAUUCCGACAGACGGCCGUACACUUCACGAUAGUCUCCGAUCUCCACGGUCCACAGUCCACAGACUAGUCUGUGACCGACGUACGACGUGCACCGAAGUCGUGUUUGCACUUGGACUUGGCAAUUAGCAACGCCGCCGUUGCCGUUGUCGCGGUACACCGGUGGUACCCGCGAUAGCCGCUCGACGUGGUACGCCGAAAUUACCGGCGACCAAAGCUCUUUAGUAGCCGCCAUGACAACUACUUACCUAGACCUUGGCCCGUUCUGUUUUUCGUUGCGCUCCGAGAAAGUGGUCGAAGUGCUGUACAGACGGACCGACAAGUUCCAGUCGACCAUCAGCAUGUUGUGCAGCCGCUUCGUGGCCAACAUCAGAGAUCCCGAUAACUCAAAUGAUGAAAUUAUAGAAAACGAUAAAUAUAGUGAUGAAGAAUUUGAUUUACAUUCAGAUAAAUAUAAAUUAGGCACUACAAUUGUUGAAAAUGAGCCAUGUUAUUAUAAAAUGAAUUUAUAUGAUAAAGGAGUACACAAAGUUAAUGCAGCUCUUAAGGAUAUAGGUUUGAAAGUGGGUAAUUCGAAUUCUAGACAAUAUAAUAUGGAGCCGUUACAGAUAUAUUAUCAUAAGAAUAAUAUAGCCAAUUACAUUCAAAAUAGAAAUUAUUAUUCACCAAAAUCAAAUAGUUCAAUAGGUAGUCCAGAUAAAUAUUAUUGCGAAGACAGUGAUUACAAGUCAUUUUCUUCUAAUUUGUCUUCAGAAAGGAAAUUUUACAUCGAUUUUGAUGAAAAUAGAAAUUAUUAUCAAGAUCGACCAACAACUCCUAAAAGUACUGCAUAUAUUCACAAAGAAAAAAGAUAUUCUCAUAGGCCUUGUAAUUGGAAAAGAUUUUCCAAUAGAUACUGGACAAUGAGGCAUAUGUUAUUUUCAAAAUUUGAACAUGGUAUUCUACUAGACGAUGAAAGCUUUUAUUCUGUCUGUCCAGAAAUAUUAAGUUACCAUAUAGCAAAACGUUGUAAAAAUGACAUUGCCUUGGACCCUUUUUGUGGGGCCGGUGGGAAUAUAAUUCAAUUAGCAUUUACAUCCAAUUUAGUUAUAGCAGUUGAUAUAGAUCCGUAUAAAAUAAAACUAGCACGAAACAAUGCCGAGAUAUAUGGUGUAGCUGAUAAAAUUGAAUUUAUAGUUGGUAAUUUCUUUGAAAUUUGUUCAAUGUUAAAGGCUGAUGUUAUUUGCAUGUCACCCCCAUGGGGUGGUCCAGAAUAUGUGAUCAAUGAUAGCUUUAGUAUUGCAUCCAUGUGUAAAAAUUAUAGAUUUGGUGGUUUUACUAUUUUUGAUAUUGUUAAAAAUAUUUCACCAAGUAUUGCAUUUCAUAUGCCCAAAACCACAAAUAUAUUUGAAUGUUUAUGGUUAGCAAGAUUUUUAGGGAAAGUGGAAAUACAGCAGAAUAUUAUCAACCACAAGCUGAAUUCCAUUACAGCAUUUUAUGGAGACUUUAUCGAUUUAACUAGUAACGACUAUUAAAAAAUAUAUAUAAACUUAUUUGA
Messenger RNA from Metopolophium dirhodum (rose-grain aphid), 1756 nucleotides. Its product is annotated as trimethylguanosine synthase-like. Gene Ontology annotation, molecular function: RNA cap trimethylguanosine synthase activity. Gene Ontology annotation, biological process: 7-methylguanosine cap hypermethylation; 7-methylguanosine RNA capping. The transcript is spliced from 8 exons. The coding region runs from base 453 to 1733 and encodes 426 amino acids. Lineage: Eukaryota; Metazoa; Arthropoda; Insecta; Hemiptera; Aphididae. The record is from RefSeq and is a predicted model, not a curated record. Gene Ontology annotation, cellular component: nucleus.